GCGUUGCAUUUGCUGUGCACAAAUUGAGAACGCAGCGUAGCAUUUCUGAGUGCCUGUGGUAAAAAAAGGGGAAGGACAAUGGAAAAUGCAUUUGCACCGAUCAGUGAGGCUUGCGUUAAGGCUCUCAGCGAUAAAACGUACGACAAGCGAAAAAUGGCGGCAUUGGAAAUAGAGAAGAUGGUGACCGAAUUUAAUGCCAAAAAGAACAUGACGCAGGUAGAACGCAUCAUCGACGUGCUGAGCAAAGAUUUCGUGCGAUCGAACGAUUUGAACAAAAAGAAGGGUGGCCUGAUCGCUCUCGCCGCCACCAGCAUCGCGCUGGGGAAGGACACCGAACGGUUCAUUGAAGACAUCGUCAACCCGAUCCUGAAUUGCCUUAUGGACAGCGACAUGCGGGUGCGCUAUUUCGCUAGCGAAUCUCUCUACAACGUAGUGAAGGUAUCACGCGGCUCGGUCUUACCGUUUUUCCCUAGUCUCUUCAAUGCACUCAGCCGGCUGGUGACGGAUCCUGAUCACAAUAUCAAGAACGGCAGCGAAAUACUCGAUCGCCUGCUGAAGGACAUAGUGAUUGAAUCGUCGCAAACUUUCGACCUUGAUGCUUUCAUCCCGCUCGUACGGGAGCGCAUAAUGGUGAAGAGCUCGUUUGCCCGCCAGUUUAUCAUCUCGUGGAUCUCCGUGCUGAAUGCCGUGCCCGAGAUCAAUAUGGUCGUGUACCUACCCGAGAUCCUGCACGGGCUGUUCCAGAUGUUGGAAGAUCCGUUACCAGAAAUUCAGCGCAUGUGCGAGUCGUUACUCGCGCAGUUUCUCAAGAUAAUAAAGGCCGACCCGGGGGCGGCCGAUAUGCUGAAGAUGACGAACCUGCUGAUCGUGCUGGCGCAAUCCAAUAAUUUGCUGAUCCAGUUCUAUGCCAUUACGUGGAUCAAAGAGUUUGUCCAGCUGUACGGAGGCGAGAUACUGUGCUUUACGAGUGGCAUCUUCACUGCCAUCUUACCAUGCUUGGCGUUCGAAAGCGAGUCCAAGAAAAGCAUCAAAGACUGCGCGAAUGCCGUGAACCUGCACUUACUGGAGCUGGUGUCGGGUAGUGAGGACAAACAACGUAACCUUAGUUACCUCGAUCUGAACUCGGUCAUGGAGGUGCUGCGCCAAUAUUUAGUGCACAGUCCCGUGCCAACAAAGAUCGCCGUACUGAAGUGGGUGCACCAUCUGUUUACCGAAGUGCACGACGAGAUGUCCGAGCAUGCGAACAAGCUGUUCCCGGUGCUGCUGCGCGAUUCCCUGUCCGACAGUUCCGAUGAGGUCGUGCUGCAAGCGAUUGUCGUGUUGGCAGAGAUCGUCAACUCCGCUACCGUGCAGGGGGCGGACUUUGACCAGACCCAGUACCGACAGUUUCUGGUCGAGCUGCUGAAUCUCUUCAGUGAGAGCAACACGUUUUUGGAGAAACGCGGCACAUUGAUCAUUCGUCAGCUGUGCCGGUUGCUGAACGCCGAGUAUAUUUAUCGAACGUUUGCGGAAAUUUUGCUUGAAGAACGCAUCAGUCUAAAGAUUGCCUCGACCAUGGUGCGGACGCUCAACAUGAUCCUGCUUACCACUUCCGAUCUGUUUGAUUUGCGCAACAUGCUGCGCGACAUUCGGAACGAGAAAUCUGCCUCACUGUUCGAGUGCCUAUACAAGUGUUGGACCCAUUGCCCCGUCUCAACGCUAUCACUUUGCCUACUAGCCCAAUGUUACCAGCAUGUCUCGGAGAUCGUUUGUUUGUUUGCGGACAUGGAAAUAACAGUUGAUUUUCUCGUCGAAAUUGAUAAAAUGGUGCAGCUUAUAGAAUCUCCAAUAUUUGCAUCGCUUCGGCUGACACUGAUAUCGCACGAGAACGAUAAUGCUGACGCCGUACACUUAUCGCGCGCGCUGUACGGAGUUCUGAUGCUGCUUCCGCAGACUGAGGCAUUCCAUUUGCUGAACAAUCGUUUGCAGUGUGUUCCGAAUUACUGGGGACAGCCCAAUAAGAUAAAUUCUAAAUCGACUAUCCAGAGCCAAGGCAAGGUCAAAUUUGACGAGCUUUUUACUUAUUUCAAGUAUAUGCAGGAUUUACACCAUCAGAAACGGAUUGAAAAGCGUAAGAAAAAUCAAUUCUAAGGUACGUGUAACUGUGUACACCCAAGGGAAGACGGGCAAAUGCAUCGCUUUUGCCGUAAAAUGUUGCAUCUUGCGAAUGGGAAACCGAGCCAACAGAAUUUCGAAAUGAUUGCUCACUUUUCGCGUACGUACAUUCCAAAGUUAGUUUAAAGUGAUUAACACCUAAACCUUAACCUAAACAAACGUAAAGUAAAAUAAUAAUCAUGAACAAAUAGAUAAUGUUGUUUUUC
Anopheles cruzii is the source of this 2360-nucleotide messenger RNA. Its product is annotated as protein VAC14 homolog. The record is from RefSeq and is a predicted model, not a curated record. Gene Ontology annotation, biological process: phosphatidylinositol biosynthetic process; positive regulation of kinase activity. Gene Ontology annotation, cellular component: endosome membrane; PAS complex. Bases 79 to 2130 code for a protein of 683 amino acids. Lineage: Eukaryota; Metazoa; Arthropoda; Insecta; Diptera; Culicidae. The transcript has 6 exons.